GGCGAAGAAAAAGACUCAUGUGGACUGAUUCGCAAGAUACGGGCCACACAACCUCUCGACAUGCUGUCCAAGGCCGUACGGCCCGUCUGCAUACGCGUACCUGCCACCGCAGGAACAACCUAUGCCCCGCACAUCAGAUGAGGAGGCAGAGGAAGCACGGUCACGUACCGUGGCACUGGGACGUGGAUCCACCCAGGAGUGGGCGGGGAGCCAGUUGUAUGGGUAUCGUGAGACGACGUCUCGACAGUCUUUCACCGAACUACUGGAAGACGGCAUUUGCGAAAGCGACAAUGCAGUUGGCGCGAAUCUUUCAUUUGGGCUGUGUAGUGGGAGCUCAUCAGCCAUGACAAACAUUGUCCUCGUCAAACCCCAACCCGACGUCGACGCGGGGCAAGUGACAACAGUCGGCCGAUCUGCAAAGGCUCCGAGCGGAGACUGGGUGGCGGCAAAGAAGACAAGGGAGCGUCAGAGACUGCAAUUGUCGGUGUCAUCAGUGCCACAUGCUGCUGCCGGUCGUCCAAACUGGAUGCAGCCACAUCACCGUUGUCGGGGGGUGGAAGCAAGGGGAGCUUCACGGCUGCCUGCGUGCCGGCGGACGAAGAUUUUGUGGGCGGUCUUGGUAAGCGGGUCGGGAGGCAGGCGGGCAAGAAUCUGUCGACGAUGGGGACAGGGGUGCCGGCGGCGAAGACGAAGACGAGAGCUCCACGAAAGGGUCAUCACCAGCGAGUCAACGACGGGUAGCACAGACGGUUUCGGUAAGCGAAAGAACAUGAGGCAGAAGACUUUUGAAGCUCUCACGGAGUGCAUGGAGAAGCACUGGAUGCUAAUGGCGACGACGAUGGGUAGUGCUAGCAAGAGGCAGUGUUCCAUUCAACUUCGACAAUGCGAAGCCAUGGAUGCAAAGGUGGAGGUGUUGAGAAAGCACUACGAGGCGUCAGACGAUGUGAGCAAGCUCAUGUGUCAAGCAUUGUUGGAGAUAGCGAAGGCUAUAGCCCAUAGAGGAGAGGUAGAAAAGGGAUUCCUGCCGUUCAUGAGAUUGCCCGGGGAACUUACUUACUGCCCUUCACCGCUUGCAUUGUCGUCUGUCGCCGUGGACGCCCCAUGAACAACAAUCCUCCCGUUGUCCUUGGUCAGCAUGCCUUCCUGGCUGCCUCUCCAUGU
Messenger RNA from Chara braunii, 1161 nucleotides. The record is from the annotation of a GenBank genome assembly. Lineage: Eukaryota; Viridiplantae; Streptophyta; Charophyceae; Charales; Characeae.